AUGGUAGUUUUCUUAGCAGCACCCACCGGCCCACCAGUGGUCAGAUGCCAACUCCGGAAACACAAGCCGAACCGGAAGCCGCGUACACCCUUUACAACGCAGCAGCUUCUUGCGUUGGAGAAGAAGUUCAGAGACAAACAGUACCUGAGCAUCGCGGAGAGAGCUGAGUUCUCUUCUUCGCUAAGACUAACGGAAACUCAGGUAAAAAUAUGGUUUCAAAAUCGCCGAGCAAAAGCGAAACGACUGCAAGAGGCUGAGAUUGAAAAGCUCAGGCUUUCUGCGAGACCGUUGCUACCACCUUCCUUCGCGUUGUUCGGGGGUGGGGGAGCUCCCCCCCUAUUUGCAGCGAUGGCCGCAGCCACAAGACCCCAACUAAGUUUCUUAGGGGGACCCCCAUCUCACCAACACGCCAUUAAUAUGAAUAUCCUGAAUUCCUUGCAACCGCAUUGA
Molecule: messenger RNA, 450 nt
Organism: Pieris macdunnoughi
Lineage: Eukaryota; Metazoa; Arthropoda; Insecta; Lepidoptera; Pieridae
Source: the annotation of a GenBank genome assembly